Molecule: messenger RNA, 765 nt
Organism: Rhinocladiella mackenziei CBS 650.93
Lineage: Eukaryota; Fungi; Ascomycota; Eurotiomycetes; Chaetothyriales; Herpotrichiellaceae
Exons: 1
Coding region: 1-765 (254 amino acids)
Biological process (GO): box C/D snoRNP assembly
Source: RefSeq, a predicted model, not a curated record
AUGUCUGGUCAAGAAGAUGAGCCACCUACAAAGCGCAGAAACACUGGCUCGAAGCACCCCGAGAUCGCCAGAAACCGGCUAUUGAACCAGGAUCAUGAUGACGCUUUCCGUGAAAAUGGUAUCAACGAAGAAGAAGCCGACUCUUCACCCGCAUCGUCUUCAUCAGGGUAUUCUCCACCUUGGAGAGCUCAACAGCGCAUGCGGAUGACCCAUCAAACGAGAUAUGGAGACGGGAGAGAUGUGGAUGACACCACCGACGAAGAAGAAACAACAUCAUCCUCGGAAUCUUCAGAAACCGAUGAUGACGAGAUAUCCGAGGCGGAAGAGUCCGAUGAAAAGCAUGAUAAUGUUUGGAUAAAGGGCCCCAGGGUUUCGGCUCCUUCUACGCUGUCUACAACCUUCACCGGAAAUGAGGGAUCGAAUCUCAAGUCUCGCCUGCAAAACUUCCUUCCACAGCUUCAGCAAGCAAAUGCCGAACUCGAGAAUGCAGCCGGCCUACAAGAUCAGAGAAUCGACCACGUUUCCGACAACCAGGAAACGUAUAUCGAGAUGAAUCUGAGUUUAGGCGUGCUGAGUGAGCAGAAGAGGGGAAAACGAGACCACGUGAGGGUUAAUGAUUCGAGCACGGAAGAAGAGGGAGAUGCCGACAAUGCUAUUGAUGAGAACGAACAGUCCAAUGCAGGAGGAUCUGAAGACGUGUUGGCGCGACUGAAAGGAGAGACCGUGUCGAGAGGCGCGAAGAGGAAGAUUGAGGAACUGGGUUGA